GGAACUGAAAGGUUUUGCCCAGCCCUCACUCUGCAGAUGAGAAAACACCUGCUACUUUAGUCAACAAAUGGAUGUGUUCACUCUUGUGACUGGCGUGCCCCUGAUCAGAGUUACUCUGAUCUGAAGAAUUUGGUGUUUAAAGCAUUAAGAUAAUAGCCUGAAUUGUUCAUGGAGUUUUUCAUCAGUAUGUCUGAAACCAUUAAAUAUAAUGACGAUGAUCAUAAAACUCUGUUUUUGAAAACACUAAAUGAACAGCGCCUGGAAGGAGAAUUUUGUGAUAUUGCUAUUGUGGUUGAGGAUGUGAAAUUCAGAGCACACAGAUGUGUUCUUGCAGCCUGCAGCACCUACUUUAAAAAGCUUUUCAAAAAGCUUGAGGUUGAUAGCUCUUCAGUAAUAGAAAUAGAUUUUCUUCGUUCUGAUAUAUUUGAAGAAGUCCUGAACUACAUGUACACAGCAAAGAUUUCAGUGAAAAAAGAGGAUGUUAACUUAAUGAUGUCAUCUGGUCAGAUUCUUGGUAUCCGAUUUUUGGAUAAACUCUGUUCUCAGAAGCGUGAUGUAUCUAGUCCUGAUGAAAACAAUGGCCAAUCAAAAAGUAAGUAUUGCCUCAAAAUAAAUCGACCUAUUGGAGAUGCUGCUGAUACUCAGGAUGAUGAUGUGGAAGAAAUUGGAGAUCAGGAUGACAGUCCCUCUGAUGAUACAGUAGAAGGCACCCCCCCGAGUCAGGAGGACGGCAAGUCUCCCACAACUACGCUCAGGGUUCAGGAAGCCAUCUUGAAAGAGCUGGGGAGCGAGGAAGUACGAAAAGUCAACUGCUAUGGCCAGGAAGUAGAAUCCAUGGAAACUCCAGAAUCGAAAGAUUUGGGGUCCCAGACCCCUCAAGCCUUAACAUUUAAUGAUGGAAUGAGUGAGGUGAAGGAUGAACAGACACCAGGCUGGACAACAGCUGCCAGUGACAUGAAGUUUGAAUACUUACUCUAUGGCCACCAUCGGGAGCAGAUUGCCUGUCAGGCUUGUGGUAAGACAUUUUCAGAUGAAGGCAGAUUGAGGAAGCAUGAAAAACUCCACACGGCAGACAGGCCAUUUGUUUGUGAAAUGUGUACAAAGGGUUUUACCACACAGGCCCACCUUAAAGAACACCUAAAAAUCCACACAGGAUAUAAGCCCUACAGUUGUGAAGUGUGUGGAAAAUCAUUUAUUCGCGCCCCAGACUUAAAGAAGCAUGAGAGAGUUCACAGUAAUGAAAGACCAUUUGCAUGCCAUAUGUGUGACAAAGCCUUCAAACACAAGUCCCACCUCAAAGAUCAUGAGCGAAGACACAGAGGGGAAAAGCCUUUUGUAUGUGGCUCUUGCACCAAGGCAUUUGCCAAGGCAUCUGAUCUGAAAAGGCACGAGAACAAUAUGCACAGUGAAAGGAAGCAGGUUACCCCCAGUGCCAUCCAGAGUGAGACAGAACAGUUGCAGGCAGCAGCGAUGGCUGCAGAAGCGGAGCAGCAGUUGGAAACGAUAGCUUGUAGCUAGAGGUGACGGGACAGGAACACUCCGCCUGAGCCACAGGACUGAGAUUGCAUUGUUCAUAAUAAAUAAAUGCCAGUCACUGUAUUUUUGUGAAAUUUGUGGAGCAUUAUACUCGCUGGACUUAAGGCAGUGCUUGGCUAGGUAUUUUGAAAACUUUACAAGGAAAUAACAUUCCUUGGUUUUGACCAGUUUCACUGUCUGUCUAGUGUCUAGUAUUAAUGUUGCCAGUGACCCCCUCCCUCUUUUUUAUUAUUUUAAUUUGAGAGCUGUGUCCACUUCAGAAGUGAGAGACUUCUAUUCCAUUGUUAAUUCCUCUUUACACUUGCUGCACUGGUGUGUGCACUGCACAGAGUGAUAAUUGAGUACAUUGAUUUCCUAAUUGCAAUUACAUGUGACUUAUGGUCAUAACAUUUUUAAUAACUUAAUAAAAAUACUUCAUGUAGAACAAAGAAAAUACUGCUGGGUGGUUGACCAAGAA
This is a messenger RNA of Condylura cristata (star-nosed mole), 1993 nucleotides long. It is a transcript of the gene ZBTB14, whose product is annotated as zinc finger and BTB domain containing 14. Lineage: Eukaryota; Metazoa; Chordata; Mammalia; Eulipotyphla; Talpidae. Gene Ontology annotation, cellular component: nucleus. Gene Ontology annotation, biological process: regulation of transcription by RNA polymerase II. Gene Ontology annotation, molecular function: protein binding; DNA-binding transcription factor activity, RNA polymerase II-specific; RNA polymerase II cis-regulatory region sequence-specific DNA binding. The transcript has 3 exons. The record is from RefSeq and is a predicted model, not a curated record. Bases 169 to 1518 code for a protein of 449 amino acids.